GUUUUCGAUGGGCCGGGUAUGCUAUUGAGAAUGAGACGAGGAUUAUGGAAGCCAGGCAUGGACAGAGUGCCGAGUGGGAGUUUUGUAAGACGUUUAUCUCAGCAUUUAUCGAUUAUCGCUCCCAAUUCCUCUCAGAACUCGCUUAUCACGUUCAAUGUUAACUUGCUUAAAGUGCCUGCAAAUUACGGUUAUUAUACCUCGAGAGUCAAUCGUAUGACAAACGAAGAUUCACAUCAAGUAGGAGUCAUGGAUAUAGACUUCCAACAGAGGACGGUAUCUCCGGAUGGGAUAGAGGCAAACGAGGAGCUGGAGAAAAGAAUAGGACAGAUCGAUGAGCCAGAGUAUAAAAACCGUUUUGAGCACAAGAAGGUUUUUAGCUUUAACAUUUUUGACGGCCAUGGCGGCACUGAAGGCAGCACUUAUGUGCGAAAUCAUUUGUUGGAGAAUAUUGAGAGAAUGAACAUUAGCGACGAAAGCAUCAACAAGCUAUUCAAAUUCUACCAGAAGGAGAUUGGAGGAUAUUGGAGACGUUGGGUACGUCGCAAAAACCUGCAUUUCAUCAACAGCAUGGGGCUAGAAAGCUAUCUAGUAUCGCCAGAAGGUAAAUACACUAUCCGCGAUCCAGAGCUAGAGGAGAAAAAACUUUGGGAUCUGCCAGAGUUCAAGGAGAUGGUUUCUGGAGAAGAUUUCUUCAAGAUCCGGCUUCUGCUAGGGUUUUUGUACACCGACUACCAAUUUCUGAACUACGAGGAUAAGAUUAAUGACGCUAAACAUAAGGAACGUUCUCACCUUUUGAACGCCGGCUCCACAGCCACAUCUGCAUUUUUUUACACCAUAGAGAAGGACAAGUCGAAUCUAAACGGGUAUUUUUACGAGCCAGACGUGCUGAGUCGAUUGGUAAUUGCGCAUGUGGGCGAUACACGUGCUAUUCUCUGUGACAGGGACGGCGUGGCAAGGAGUCUGACCCAGGACCACCAUCCUUCAAAUCCUAUCGAGUCGCGCAGACUGACCAGAUACAGCGCAGGGCUAAUGAUGACCGACUCUUUCGGGGAAGAACGUUUUGCAAAUUACGCCAACACGCGGUCGUUCGGCGACCUCACAGCCAAAAACAUUGGCAUCACAGCUGAACCAGAGAUCAGUGAAUACCUGAUUGGCGAUAUGAGAAAAGUCCAAAAGUACAAGCGUGACAAUAAAUACUAUUUAAAGAAGACCAACAUCCUGGAUUUUGGCGGGGACGAGUGUUUCCUCGUGCUUGUUAGCGACGGUGUGACCAGCAUGCUUUCCGAUCAGGAGGUGGUCGACGUGAUCAUGAGCACGACAAAUAACAAGGGAUCGUUGCGGGGCACGCCAAAGGAAGCCGCUCAGGAGGUAGUACAGUUUGUUGAGUGUAUUGGGGGUAUGGACAAUGCGACAUGCCUGGUAAUCAAGCUCGGCGGCUGGGGGAAAUGGCCAAUACUUGAUCGAACAGGUCCUCUGAGGGAGUCCAAAAUGAUGAGUGGACGCAGGGAAAGAUGAGCAUCUCGAAAUUUGGAACGCACUUUGUCAUUUCGAUUCUAUGUACAGUAAGUUAUUUAUUCUUCGUCUGGGUGUAUUUGAACCGUUUUCGAGUGUGGGAGAACUCACCGAGCUUAGAUCCCACCAUGUCUUCAGUAAUGUUUAUAUGAACAUAGUCUUUUCCGUUGUGGACUUGAAAUUUGAGUCCCACAAAUUGAGGCAGUAUAGUGCACGAUCUAGCAUUCGUUCUAAUGGGCGUACCGUUCUUCUUCGCCUCAGCAAUCGGUAAAGGCACAACAAAGGGACCCUUCCAUGCAGACCUACCCAAUGCGACAAAAGACAAUCUCAUGAGGAAUAGUUUCGGUUGAUAAAUUUUUCGAAGCGGUUUUGGACGAUCGACGUGAUCUGUCGCUUUGGUUUUUUGAUCGCCUGUAUCUUUUAUUUAAUUAUACAUGUUCCACCUGGCUCAAAGUCUUUAUAGCUCGUACACGCGCAAAGACGAGUACUCGGUGUUGAUUUUGGGACUGGAUAAUGCGGGCAAGACAACCUUCUUGGAACAGCUCAAAUCCAUCUAUGUCCCAAACUACAAAGAGCUACGGCCGGAGCGGAUUCUUCCCACCGUGGGUCAGAAUGUCGGCACAAUCCAAGUUCAUGGCACUCUGCUGAAAUUCUGGGAUGUUGGGGGUCAAGACAGCCUCCGAGAAUUGUGGUCAGAAUAUUAUUCGAAUUCGCAUGCUAUUGUAUUUGUCAUUGAUUCGUGCGACAAGGAAAGACUGGUGGAAUGUUCAAACGUUCUAACCGGCGUGAUGAGCAACGAACUAAUAGAAGGGCUGCCCAUAUUGAUGCUGGCCAACAAGCAGGAUAGAGAAGACGAGACUAAACUGGAGUUAGUGGAUAUCAAAGAAAUAUUCAACCCGAUCGCAGAAAAUUUAAACGCAAGAGACUCAAGAGUGCUUCCAGUCAGCGCAAUAACAGGUGAGGGGGUUAAGGACGCUAUAGAAUGGCUGUACACAAGGCUGAUUCGCAACAAGAUGAACCGUCCCCCAAAGAAACAUUGAAGGUGUCGGGGUGUGAGCAAAUUUUAUUCAUCGCGAGCAAAUAUUUUUGGCAGAAACCCAAAAAUAUCAUGAUGUCCAUAGAGAUAUAAAAAGGCUCGCUUUCAGAGCCCGAUUUACAGAAUAUUAGUUCUUCAUCAUGAAUAUGGAUAUGGACUCCUCCACUUCGUCCCACAUGGACAUGUCUAUGACUUCUGCCACUAGCUCCAUGGCAAUGGCUACCGCAUCUCCAUCCAGUUCUAUGGAUAUGGACAUGUCCAUGGACAUGGGCAUGAACUACUAUCUGACCACCCAUUACAAUCACUACCCGGUAAUUUUCCACACCUUGCGUGCCAGCUCUGGAGCUGGGGCCUUUGGCAUUUUCUGUGUGCUCUUCUUUGGUGCCGUUUUCUUCAGAGGUUUAUUCUUCCUGAGCGCUUAUCUGGAACAACGGGUGUUCCACAACCUUACGAACGCGGUCUUGAUUCAAGAAAUAGACAAUUGUGCAUGUGAUCCAGAAGAGGACAAGAAACCCGAUUCUAGUGGCGGAACCCUGCGCGCCAACUCCCUCGGCCUUGGUAAGAUCAUCAGACAGACGUUCUGUCCGGGAUUAGGGGAAUUGAAAAGAGAUUUUAUUAGACUACUUAUCGCCUUCACUGCGACGAUGUUUGGAUACGCAUUAAUGCUUGCAGCCAUGAGCUUUGUCCUGCUCUACUUCUUCGCAAUCUGUCUCGGAAUGGCUUUUGGAGAGAUCUUCUUCAACCGCUUGUCUAUUGUACUUGGAAUCAACAAAAACAGCUCCUUGUGCGGAUCGCUCCACUAGGCCAAACGCUUGUAUGUAUACUCCGUUAAUUGAUAUUUCAGAUUAUACUUAGUCGUCUUCCAAAGGUAACGAGUCAAGCUCGUCGACCAAUGACGACAGCUCGGAAACGACGUUCUUGUGGUAGUUGAGUUGAAUUUUCAUCAGCAACUUCAACAGAUUUAAACCUUCAACUGGCUUGAUCAGCGUUUUCAUCGAUUCCACAGCAGAUUCUGUGGCACUGACCAGCUCGUCCUCGGCAUUUUCCAGUUUCUUGGACAGCGCAGGCGGAAUUUCGACAGACUCGUCCCCACGCUGCACAGCCUUCACCUCGGCUCUGACGGUGUCAAAAUUGAGCCUUGAUGUCUCCACUUGUUUUCUCAGCUUGGCAGUGUUCAAAAAAUCGCCAUUCAGUGUGUUGCGGAUUCUGUCAUUGACCUCCGUGAUCACCAACUUAUCUUGCUCCAGUCUUUCCUCUCCGAUUCUGGUUUGGAACUCGCUAAUCUUGAGCAACGCCUUGCAGAGGGACGACGAUUCCUCUUCGCUGGUAGACAAAACUUCGUUUGCACUUAGACAAGCUUUGGCCAAUUGGUGUGCAAAGGUCUUCGGGGUGUGAUCCUUUGAUGAUGCCAGCAGCACAGCUUCCGCUUCCGAUGUGGUCGUAGCCUGCGAAAGACCGGUAAACUUCUCAUUGAUUAACUUUGUGUAAUCAUGGAUGGACUCUUUCAGGUUCGGAGGAUAGUCAUAACUCUCAAUUUCGUACUGCUGGGUGAUGGUCAACACCUUUUUGUAGAAAACUUUCAAGUUAUCAACUCGUUUUUCCAGAUCCUUGUAUUCCUGCGGCAGCUCCGAGAUAUCGUCAAUGGACCCAAAACGCUCCUGCAGAGACCUCGUGGUCCGCUUGAGAAGGGGCGAUAUAUUGGAGUUGAGCGUGGAAACCUCCUUUUCCAAGUUGACUAGAUUGUCCUGCAAACUUGAGGUGAGAUGUUGAGUCGUUUGUUGCAAAGACUGCUGGAUUGACGAAAGAUCCACUUUGGGGAAUUUGAACGACAUCGAAUUGAAAUUAGGUUUUAUCUUGUUUGGCUGUCUUUUAUUUUAUUUUGGCAAUGCACAUCCGUACACCAACAGCUAGCUAAUGUCCUGGUGGCAGGGUGGGUUGCAGGACCAAGGCCUUAGCAAAUAUUACAAAGCGAGAUGAGAUACCCGAAUCUGUUGUGGAAAAUACCAAAAUCUAUAAUUUAUACAUUACACAUCAUAGCUGCCAUAAAUGCUUCAUUUAAUCAUGUUGCUCAUACAACUCAUGUUCUAGGGAACCACUUCUCAGAUAACGAUGUCGAGUGACUGGUCCGAGGGGAAAGGAAGCUGUGGACAGAGGUUAUUCGUGGAGCAACACCUCCACCAAUGCCUGCGGUGUAGCCUUUUGCAUGCGCUGGAGCUGGAGUAGGCCUCACACCGGCAGUGUAGGAACUGUUGCGUUCGUCUUGAUGUCUUGUUUCGAUGCCUGCUGUGUAUUUGGAGGAUCCAGGGCUGCGGGAACGGUCCCGAAUGCCUGCUGUGUAGUUUUGCUUGGUAGAUUUGU
Molecule: messenger RNA, 4906 nt
Organism: Ogataea polymorpha
Lineage: Eukaryota; Fungi; Ascomycota; Pichiomycetes; Pichiales; Pichiaceae
Exons: 1
Coding region: 31-1515 (494 amino acids)
Biological process (GO): protein dephosphorylation
Molecular function (GO): protein serine/threonine phosphatase activity
Source: RefSeq, a predicted model, not a curated record